Chanos chanos (milkfish) is the source of this 1499-nucleotide messenger RNA. RefSeq names its product ER membrane protein complex subunit 8 (gene emc8). Gene Ontology annotation, cellular component: EMC complex. The record is from RefSeq and is a predicted model, not a curated record. Bases 273 to 887 code for a protein of 204 amino acids. The transcript is spliced from 5 exons. NCBI's taxonomy places the organism in Eukaryota, Metazoa, Chordata, Actinopteri, Gonorynchiformes, Chanidae.
UAGCACGAGUGUGUAAUUCCAGGGAAGGAAAUCGGAUUAUUUAAACGAAACCUUAGACAUUAACGUGCACGUCGAGCUAGUAGACAUGUUUGUUUGACUAUCAACGUGCAAGCUGCGCAUUAGUCAAUGUGGGAACGAUAUGUGUAAGAUAGCUAACUAGGCUCUCGAGGGGAUCAACUGCUUCGAUACCGCAAUCGUUUCUGGAAUAUCCACAAAGAUAAGUAACUGUUUAUUUACAUGUGAACGAAGCUGUCUCUUGGUUCAGUGGUAAAAUGCCUAUCAAACUAACAACUCAAGCGUAUUGCAAGAUGUUGCUGCAUGCAGCCAAGUACCCACACUGCGCUGUAAAUGGACUACUCGUUGCCGAAAAGCAGAAAGAGAAGAAGAAGGAUAGUCAUAAUGUUCCCAUACUGUGUGUUGACUGCGUUCCACUUUUUCACGGCACCCUGGCAUUGGCACCGAUGUUGGAAGUGGCACUUACUUUGAUUGACACUUGGUGUAAAGAGAACAGGUAUGUCAUAGCAGGAUAUUACCAGGCCAGUGAGCGCAUUAAGGACGUAAGACCAAAUCAAGUUGCGGAAAAAGUUGCUGCUCGGAUUUUAGAAAACUUCAGCGACGCAGCCAUGAUCAUGCUGGACAACAGCAGAUUUACUAUGGGUUGCUUUGCACCCAUCCUCUCCAUCUAUGACCAUCAGGACAAUAAAUGGAAAUGCAAAGACCCAAAUGUAGACUUCUUUGAAGACUGGGUGGAAGCUCAGAAGAUCACGUCAGCGCUUCUGGAGAGCAGGUCAUAUGAAAACCUCAUAGACUUUGACAACCACUUGGAUGAUCUCAGGAAUGACUGGACAAACCCUGAAAUCAACAAAUCAGUUUUGCACCUGUGCUAAAAUACCCCCAGGGAACAGUGUUAUGCCACCAAGCCAUCAAUGCCAAAACAGUAUGCAAAGUGCUACUGUAGUUGUUCUCAGAGAAUUGCUCUCAUUUGGAAGAGCUGAAUUCUAAUUCUGUUUAAAGGGCAAAUGGGACAUGGGCACAAUAAGUGUGUAUGUAGUCAUGAUUGGAUGGAAUUGAAAUGAAAAGAUGGGUGUGUAGUGAAAUGAAACUUAUCUGAAAAUUGAUUUUUUUUUUUCAGGCAAUACUUUAUAACACAUAUACUUAAAGAAACUUACAGUUCUAACAGCUAGACAUUGCUCAUAAGUGAAAUGUUAAAAAUAUUUUUCCACUGAGUUACUGUAGCCUUACAGAGAUCCAUCAAAAAUAAAUCAUUGGUCAGAUUUUAUGCUAAAGUGUUUAAAGAAUGAAAGAAUCUAAGUUUAUUAUGUCAUUAUCGGUUAAGUCUUAAUAUAUGCAUAUCUCUUUAUUCUCACACAGAAGGAACUACACUACUUUAUGGCAAGAUAUUUGAAAAAAUGAUUUUAUUACUCUUGAAAAGUAUAGUAAAUGUGUUACUUUAAAUAAUAUAUUGUGUAGAGAUGAUCUGAGAAAAAUUAAAUAGCUUU